Molecule: messenger RNA, 693 nt
Organism: Diversispora eburnea
Lineage: Eukaryota; Fungi; Glomeromycota; Glomeromycetes; Diversisporales; Diversisporaceae
Source: the annotation of a GenBank genome assembly
AUGACGACAACGACAACAACAAAAAAAGAUGACAUCAAAUUUAUUUUAUCUAAAUUAGAUCGAGCUUAUGAUGCCUUAUUUAAAGGAAUGAUCUUAGAUCCCGAUAUCACACGAUCAAAAAUUAAUUUACCUUGCAAGUUAUGGGAUCAUGAAUAUAAAUUAUCAAUUGAAAAGAAUAAUCAUUAUGAUGAAAAUGAUGAAAGAAUAAUUCUUGAUGAAGAUAAUAUAUUAUCUAAAUCGUCGUCGCCGCAACUAGAAAUCUAUGAAGAUAUUUGUAAAGAAGUCGCAUCAUGUUGGGUUUGGGUUAAGAUGGUUACUGAAGUUUUUAAUGAAAAAUUAUAUUUCGAUCCAAAAAGUAAAAAAUUCCUGAAAAGAAUUGGUGACGGAAAAUCAUUAUUAGAAAUAAUGGAAGAAUGUCGAAAUUUCGUGAUGAAAGAAGAUAUCUUUAAUCGACUCACAUCAAUGAUUUCGGUUGAAUAUCAAGAGGCUUUAAGAAAAUCUUUGAAUCAAUAUUUCGAGUCGGAAGCUUAUAAAUCUAUUGACAUUAAAACGAUUGAUGAGGAAACGUUAUUUGUGAGACAUCGAAAAUCGAAACAUUAUUUAGAAAUAACGAAGAAAUUUCUAUUGGAUAUUAAAGAAAAUCCGGGAUCAUAUCUUUCAGCUUUAAAAGAUUUAGCUUUAAGAUUUCAAUGA